GUAGGACGGAUAAAAACUCCACCCAAGCUUUCAUUCUACAUCUGUCUGGAGAUCCGAGCAGUUACACUGCAACUGAUGUGAUCUACGAUGGAAGAAAUUCAAGCAUGAAAACUUCUCUUUUUCAGGAUAUUUAUUGGCAACAACACCCAGUGUUCAGUCAAAAACACUAAAAGUGAAAACCUGCAGGACCAAAAGACAGACCAGACGAGUUCUGUGCUUAUUUAUCGACAAAAUGGCCCAGGAUAAAAUGAAAAAUUUGAGUCUGGAAGAUGACAUGCUCCGACCUGAAAUUGGUGAAGUGCAAGGUAUUCCUGUCACAAAACCAAUAUGCACCAUAUGGGAUCAAGUGUGGAACUUCAAAGCCAGACCUGAUGAUCUGCUCAUUGCAACAUAUGCAAAAGCAGGUACUACGUGGACACAGGAGAUAGUGGAUAUGAUUCAACAAAAUGGAGAUGUUGAGAAGUGUAGACGUGCCAGUACUUACAAACGCCAUCCUUUCCUUGAGUGGUACAUCCCAGGUUCUUCACAUCUCGCAUAUUCAGGCCUGAAGUUAGCUGAAGCUAUGCCUUCUCCACGGACCAUAAAAACUCAUCUCCCUGUGCAGCUGGUUCCUCCCUCCUUCUGGCAACAAAACUGCAAGAUCAUCUAUGUGGCAAGAAAUGCAAAAGACAACCUGGUGUCAUACUACCAUUUCCACAGAAUGAAUAAAGUAUUGCCUGACCCAGGAUCCAUCGAGGAGUUCACGGAGAAAUUCAUGAGCGGAGAAGUGCUCUGGGGUUCCUGGUAUGACCACGUCAAAGGAUGGUGGAAGGCAAAAGACAAGCACCGUAUUCUCUACCUCUUCUAUGAAGAUAUGAAGGAGAAUCCAAAGAGAGAAAUUCAGAAGAUUCUGAAGUUUCUGGAGAAGGAUUUAGACGACCAGGUUCUCAACAAGAUCGUAUAUAACACCUCAUUUGAGAUCAUGAAAGACAAUCCCAUGACAAACUACACUAGGGAUUUUGAGGGAAUAAUGGAUCACUCAGUUUCCCCAUUCAUGAGAAAAGGAUCUGUCGGGGACUGGAAGAAUUAUUUCACUGUGGCACUGAAUAAGAAAUUCGAUGAGGAUUAUAGGAAGAAAAUGGCUGAUACCUCUCUAGUUUUUCGCACGGAAUUGUGAUUGUUAGCAAUGGGAGUUAUUCUUUAGCAUUUUCUAUUUUCCAUGUUUUGCUUUUCCUUCACAAAAUGCCUUUCAAAAUCUUUCUUUCACACACUAACGAUUCUUCAUUACGACAAGAUUGUUCAAACUGCAUGGAAAUAUAGAUUUGCUUCCUCGGAGAAAAUACUCUCUCCCUGAAUAUUUGCCAUUCAACCCUUCCACGGUAACUUUCAUCAUUAACUACAUUAUUUCAGGUAUUUCGGGUUUUUCUCUUUGAUAAACUGCAGUUUCAAAUCAGAAAUCAUGAAACCAACAGGAAAAAGAAGGUGUUGGAAGAUUGCACAAGCUGUGGGCAUUAUUACAUGUUAUUCCCACACUGUAUAAAUAUUAAUCAAUAAAUAAUAACAAUAAUAAAUUUUAAAUGUUGGUCAAGAAUAAACAAGGCAAGAGAAGUGCACAAAGUA
Coturnix japonica (Japanese quail) is the source of this 1599-nucleotide messenger RNA. RefSeq names its product sulfotransferase family 1C member 4 (gene SULT1C4). Gene Ontology annotation, molecular function: sulfotransferase activity. NCBI's taxonomy places the organism in Eukaryota, Metazoa, Chordata, Aves, Galliformes, Phasianidae. The record is from RefSeq and is a predicted model, not a curated record.